Molecule: messenger RNA, 2060 nt
Organism: Polyodon spathula (Mississippi paddlefish)
Lineage: Eukaryota; Metazoa; Chordata; Actinopteri; Acipenseriformes; Polyodontidae
Product: sodium-dependent phosphate transport protein 2A-like
Exons: 13
Coding region: 1-1986 (661 amino acids)
Biological process (GO): intracellular phosphate ion homeostasis; sodium-dependent phosphate transport
Cellular component (GO): vesicle; brush border; apical plasma membrane
Molecular function (GO): sodium:phosphate symporter activity
Source: RefSeq, a predicted model, not a curated record
AUGGCUUCCCAUUCUCUUGAAACCUCCAGUGUGCAUCUGUCCAGAAUUCAGCCGGCCCUCCACAAAGGAGCACCUUGCCCACUGGCUAACUGCAAAGGUGUGAGGCUUCCAGGAACCCAUCCCUACCCCUUCCCAGGUGCUGACCAUGGAUACCUCUGCCCAGGGUCAGCAGGAGAUCUUGUUGCCUGUCUGGACCGAUUCGAACCAGAGUCUCAUUUGCCCAAAGCAUGGGAAUGCCAGAGACUGCCCAAGGUGCAAGAGCCAAGACAAGAAGAGACAUGGACAAUAAAAUCCCGGUUCAUCUCCUUCAUGAAGGUCCCAAUGCUGUUUUUAUUUCUCUACAUGUUUGUGUGCUCCCUGGAUGUCCUUAGCUCAGCCUUCCAGUUGGCAGGAGGCAAAGUUGCUGGAGAUAUUUUCAAGGACAACGCUAUUCUGUCUAACCCAGUUGCUGGGCUGGUGGUGGGGAUUCUGGUAACUGUUCUGGUUCAGAGCUCCAGCACAUCAACGUCUAUCAUUGUCAGCAUGGUAUCCUCGGGAUUAUUUUCAGUAGAAGCUGCCAUUCCUAUUAUCAUGGGCUCAAACAUUGGGACCUCAGUCACAAAUACCAUAGUAGCUCUAAUGCAGGCUGGAGAUAGGAAUGAAUUUAAGCGUGCGUUUGCUGGUGCCACAGUCCACGACUGCUUCAACUGGCUCUCUGUGCUGGUGCUGCUGCCCCUCGAGGUUGCCAGCGGGCUCCUGUAUCACCUCACUGUGAUUGUAGUGGAGACUUUCCAGAUCCAGAGUGGAGAGGAUGCUCCUGAGCUGCUGAAGAUCAUCACUGAGCCUUUCACAAAACUCAUCAUACAACUGGACAAAUCUGUGAUCACAGGCAUUGCGACUGGGGACGAGAGUCUGAGGAAUAAGAGCCUGGUGAAGGUGUGGUGCAGGACCAGUGUCUCUGUGUCCUCUCUGAAUGUCACAGUGAAUGGUCCUUUGAACUGCACCUCACCUGGACUCUGCUGGACAGAGGGAGACACAACCUGGACCACUGUUAACCAGACACUGGAUAACCAUUCUGAUAAAUGUAAUCACCUAUUUGUGAAUUCCAGCAUGCCAGACUUGGUGGUGGGGCUCAUUCUGUUAGCCGCCUCGCUGGUGGUUCUCUGCACCUGUCUGAUGCUGCUGGUCAAGCUGCUCAACUCUGUCCUGAAGGGGCAGGUUGCUAAUGUGAUCCAGAAAGUCAUCAACACAGAUUUUCCAUAUCCAUUUGGGUGGCUGACGGGAUACCUGGCCAUGGUUGUAGGAGCAGGGAUGACGUUCAUCGUUCAGAGCAGCUCAGUGUUCACUUCUGCCAUCACCCCACUUAUUGGUAUUGGUGUGAUUAGUAUCGAACGAGCCUAUCCACUCACACUCGGCUCCAAUAUUGGCACCACCACCACUGCCAUUCUGGCUGCUCUGGCCAGUCCAGGGGACAAGCUAGCAGCAGCUUUUCAGAUUGCUCUCUGCCAUUUCUUCUUCAACAUCUUUGGUAUCCUCCUGUGGUACCCCAUCCCUUGCACACGCUUGCCCAUCCGCAUGGCCAAGACCCUCGGGGAGCGCACCGCCAAGUACCGCUGGUUCGCAGUGCUCUACCUGAUCCCCUUGGCUGGGUGGCAAGUCAUGGUGGGAGUAGGAGCUCCCUUUGCAGGGAUCUUGGUCUUCAUCAGCUUCAUCAACUGCCUUCAGACCAGAAGCCCAGACCACCUGCCAAAGAAACUGCAGAGCUGGGACUUCCUCCCCCAGUGGAUGCAUUCUCUGAAGCCAAUGGACACAUUCAUCACCAAUGCCACGCUGUGCUGCACAGACCAUUGCACCUCAAAGGAGAGCGACACCCAAGAUAAGUCUCCCCAGGGGAAAGAUAAGCUAGCUUAUGAGAACCCAGCCAUUGCCUAUCUGGAUGAGAGCCCAACAGCUGACCUGGUGCUGACCCUUCGCGGACUGGAGAGGCAGAAAAGCACACAGCUUUAGGUGAUGGGUUACAGAGUAGAUUUGUUUUUCAAUGUUAUUUGAUAAAUCUUUACUAGUUUGUCUGCACACUAUUU